Molecule: messenger RNA, 3521 nt
Organism: Frankliniella occidentalis (western flower thrips)
Lineage: Eukaryota; Metazoa; Arthropoda; Insecta; Thysanoptera; Thripidae
Gene: Cul2
Product: cullin-2
Exons: 14
Coding region: 191-2431 (746 amino acids)
Biological process (GO): SCF-dependent proteasomal ubiquitin-dependent protein catabolic process; protein ubiquitination
Cellular component (GO): Cul2-RING ubiquitin ligase complex; SCF ubiquitin ligase complex
Molecular function (GO): ubiquitin protein ligase binding
Source: RefSeq, a predicted model, not a curated record
CUCAUUUAUCGAUAAUAGUGUCCCAAAUUUUGUUUUGGUGCUGCUUAUCAGUUAUCAUCGUAGAUUUUUGUUGUCUCUUCGUGCUCACUAGUCCGUUGAGAUGAGUUGUUUCUGAUUUGUGCGUGAAUAGAACAUUGAAUUCAACGGAUCAGCUCUCGUUAUUGCUUCUCUUUACAUCACUCUCCCAGCCAUGUCCCUGAAACCAAGAACAGUUGACUUUAAUCAGACAUGGGACACGCUGCAAGAAACUGUAAAAGGUGUUGUUACCUUGGGAAAUGUGCCCCGAGCAAUCUGGAACGAUCGAUUCAGUGAUGUAUACUCUUUAUGUGUAUCAUUCCCUGAACCAUUGGCUGAUCGCCUGUACAUUGAAACUAAAGCUUUCCUUGAGAGUCAUGUCAAAAGCCUUCUGGAUGUAGUAAAAUCGAAAGGAGAACCUAGUUUGCUGCAAGCAUAUCAUUCAUCUUGGGUAGAAUAUAGUCAAGGAAUCAUAUACCUUCACCGUCUUUACUUAUAUCUUAACACUCAGCACAUACGAGGUCAAAAACUCUCUGAAGCUGAAAUCAUUUAUGGCAAUGUUACACCAAAUGCUGAAGAACAGAUGGAAAUUGGAGAGCUUGGCCUAGAUGUGUGGAAGCGGAUGAUGAUUGAACCUCUUAGGGAGAACCUUGUAAGUCAUCUUCUGGAAGAAAUCCACAAAGAUAGAUUAGGCAACCCUUCACAUCACCUCAUUGAUGUUAUUCGUGGGGUAAUUAUGUCCUUUGUAAACGUUGAGGAGUACCGCAAAUCACAAAGUCCGGAGCUGUACCAACAAAUUUUUGAAGCUCCUUUUUUACAAGCAAGUGGGGAGUUUUACAAAAGAGAAGCUAGCAAACUAUUACAAGAGUGUGAUGUUUCCCAAUAUAUGGAGAAAGUAACUCAACGUUUAGAGGAAGAAAGACUGCGUAGUCAGAGAUUUGUUCACACAUCUACACAUCCUAAAGUCAAAGCAAAAUGUGAACAACAUAUGGUUGCUGAUCACCUUGCUCUUCUGCAAAGUGAAUGUCAUGCAAUGGUUGUGCAAGAGCGUGAGCGUGAUCUAGCUCUUCUUUAUCCUCUACUUCGCUCAGUCCAAGGAGGUAUUAAUGUGCUCAUCAGUGAAGUCAUGGAGCACAUAAAACUGAAAGGGACUGAAGCAAUUGCUGGUAUUCGUGGUGACAAUUAUCAUGUGCUUUUUAUUGAAAGUCUUCUUGCUGUACACAACAAAUAUCGAUCUUUAAUCCAGAAUGUGUUCAAUGGUGACUUGGCUUUUAUCGGAGCUUUGGAUAAAGCAUGCACUACUGUUGUUAACACGAGGCCUAAUCCUAAGAUGGCUUGUCGAUCACCAGAACUGCUGGCUAAGUAUUGUGAUUGUUUGCUGAAAAAGUCUUCCAAAGGCAUAUCAGAUACUGAAAUUGAUGAAAAGCUCUUUCAAUCUAUUACUAUUUUUAAGUACAUAGAUGACAAGGAUGCUUUUCAAAAGUUUUACUCUCGAAUGUUGGCAAAGAGACUUAUCCAUCAACAAAGUCAAAGUAUGGAUGCAGAGGAAGCCAUGAUUGACAGACUUAAGCAAGCAUGUGGUUAUGAAUUCACCAACAAGCUUCAUCGCAUGUUUACUGACAUAUCCUUGUCAGCUGAUUUAAAUCUCAAGUUCAAUGCUCAUCUCAAAACUGAUACUAUAGAUUUAGGAAUCAACUUUUCAAUUUAUGUACUACAGGCUGGAGCAUGGCCAUUAAAUCUAACAUCUUUAUCAACUUUUUCGGUGCCCCAGGAAUUGGAAAAGUCUGUCCAAACUUUUGAAAAUUUUUACCACAAAAAUUUUAAUGGGCGUAAACUGACAUGGUUCCAUCAUCUAUGUCAAGGUGAUCUGAAGCUGGGCUAUUUGAAGAAGCCUUAUAUCAUUACAAUGCAGACCUUCCAAAUGGCAAUCAUGCUUUUGUUUGAAGACACAGACACAAUGACAUGUAGUGAAGUUGAGCAAGCUCUUAAACUGAGUCAGGAUGUUAUUCUGAAACACAUUGCUAGUUUAAUUGAUUGCAAGCUUUUACUUUCUGAUAUUUCCUCUGAGAAUCUAACCCCAGAGAGUAUUUUGAAGUUAAAUAUGGACUAUAGUAACAAACGCACAAAAUUGAGAAUCACAGCAGCUAUGGUUAGAGACUCACCUCAGGAAGUUGAGCACACUAUGAAUGCCAUCAAUGAAGAUCGUAAGCUCUACCUCCAGGCUGCAAUUGUGAGAAUUAUGAAAUCUCGAAGAGUACUGAGGCACAAUGCCCUCAUUCAAGAGGUGCUAGGUCAAUCAAGAGUUACAUUUGCUCCUUCAAUCAGCAUGAUCAAGAAGUGUAUUGAAUCUCUUAUUGACAAGCAAUAUUUAGAAAGGACACCCAAUUCACCUGAUGAGUAUAUGUACAUUGCAUGAGGCAACUGAAAACAAAAAUCAAUAUUUAAUGUGUGGCUUUUAGAACAGGGUGGAUACCAAUGAGAGAGUUCAAGAUUAUGUGUGCUGUGCACAAUUCAACGACCAUAUACACACAAUUCUAAAAAUAAAUACUGUACUAAAAAUGUAAAUGACUGUAAUUGAUGAAGUUUUUAGAAGUUAUAUGUGUUUAAAAAGUGUGAUGAUUAACCAAGCUUGAACUGGAGUACUUUAUUUAUAUGAACAUUAUAAAUUAAUGAACAUUCUUUCAUAUUUCUUAAAUAUAAGUAGAUUCUGGGUCACCUUAAUUUUUAAUUAUGUCCUGGUUUCAUGAAUUUCCGUUUAAAAAAAAAUAUAAUGUUUUUUUUUUUUUGUUGUUUAGAUGUGCCAUGAACUUUAAUUUAUUUCAUGUUCAUAGUCCCAUGUCUUGAAAUUAGGCAUUCAAAGAAUGCUUUGAUUCUUUCCUUGAUCCAAUCAAAGAGAGACAAAUUUUCUUACAUUACUGAUCAAAUCACCCUGCAAUCCUGUAAUUAAGUGCUAGUAAUUAUAUGCUCAAGGCUGUGAAAGAGCAUGUGUUUUUAAAGCUUUUUUGGCAACUGUCAUUAUGAUUUCAGCUUCUCAAAGCCAAAAACUAACUAAAAGGAUUCUGUGAACUCUUGCCUAUUGAUUUUCCUGAGGCUUUUCUGACCUGAACUAGAAGUUGUAAUGUUGUUUUCGUUUUAUUGUAGCUAAACUUUAUGUAAGGAAGUCUGAGUUAUGUCAUUCUUAACUUUUCUUUAUCAUCUCAAAUACUGUGCAAUGUCCUUGGCUUUUUGAAAGUCUGUUUAGUACAACUUUGUAUUGCUAUAUUGUAAGAAGUAAUUGCCGGAUAAAGAUCUAUAUAUUUGUCGAAUUAAUUUUAUUGAUGUUUUUAAAGCCUGGAGGAAAUGAGAAUGACCCUUCAUACUCACAUGGUCUGUAACAAUUUUUUAUGCUAAUUUUUAUCCGGUGUUGUUUUUGUGAUGAGCAUGAUAGAAGUUCUUCAGAAAUUUUUCUGAGACAAUCUAUAAUAUGUUUGUUUGAAAAAAAGCAGAUAAAGUUGUGGUUAUCUCUA